Molecule: messenger RNA, 809 nt
Organism: Triticum urartu
Lineage: Eukaryota; Viridiplantae; Streptophyta; Magnoliopsida; Poales; Poaceae
Source: RefSeq, a predicted model, not a curated record
AGCACGAGUAUCUCUCUCCACAAGAAGCAAGUGAAAAGAAAGAAGAAACAACACCACAAGCCACCACGUACGUAAGCUUUAUCACCUUCAAAAAUGUCGGGUUGGUUCGGGGGUAAGACGGACGCCAAGGCCGACGAGGCCGCCAAGACGGGGCCGUCCGUCCAGGACCGCGCCAUCGAGGCGAAGGACCAGACCAUCAGCUUCAUCGGCGAGAAAAGCGAGGCCGUCACCAAGGCGGCGUCGGACACCGCCGACGCGGCCAUGAAGAUGGGGAGCGACGCCAUGGGGAAGGCGUCAGAGACGGGGCAGGCCAUCACGGACCGCGCCAUCGAGAGCAAGGACCAGACGUUCGGCUUCUUCGGUGAGAAGACCGAGGCCGCCAAGAAGAUGGCCGCCGACACCGGCGACGCCGCCAAGCAGAAGUCCGCCGAGGCCGCAAAGUGCGUCGAGGAGAACGCGGCGAAGUUCACCGGGGAACCCGCCGCCCCCAAGGAGCCCACCGGCAACAUGUUCCAGCAGGCCGGCGGGCAGGUGAUGGGUGCCGCUACGGGCGCCAGGGACGCCGUCAUGAACACGCUCGGGAUGGGAGGAGACAAAGCCGACGUCGGCAGCGCCAAAUGAAGACCGCAAAGCGCAAAGGAGGGCUAGCCCACUUUUCGUUUCGUCAUUCCCUCCGUAUUCCUUUAUUUCCGUUCCAAGAAACUGAUCUCUACGCAUGCGUCGGUGUAACUUCGUCCGGUGUAUGCAAAGAUGCUUUGAAUCUACAGACUUGCUAAUUCUCAUCUGAUGAAUAUAUUCUUCACAUAUCA